CUGUGCUAGCUAUCACUUUCGGUUAUUCUUUUGAACAAACACGUAACAUGCAUAAUACUAAUAUCCUAAGGCAGUGUUUGGGAACCCAUUAAAACCAAUCAAAACCCACCUCACAUUUCUCAAAAUCGAAUCCAUCAAAAGCAGAUUCCUUUCCAUUCCACUAGUCUCACCCAUACAACACCCUUUUUCCUUUAUUCUAUUCCAUUUCUCCAAUAAUUUCUCAAUCAUAAAACCAGUCAAAGCCAAACAGAGCCUUAGCUAAUAAUUCAGAGAAAAAAAAAAGGUAUUUUUUUUUUUUUUCCAAUGGCUGCUGCAGAGAGUACGGUGGAACUGGAGUCCUCCAUGAAGAGACAAAGAGAUGAUGAAGAAGAGAAUAAUGGGGUUUCUGUUUCAACAAUGGAUGUUGAAGGUGGUGAUGAUAAGGACCCAAAUGGUAAUGGUGUUUCAUCUGUGAUUCCUGGGUGGUUUUCUGAAAUUAGCCCAAUGUGGCCUGGAGAAGCUCACUCCUUGAAGAUAGAAAAGAUUUUAUUUCAAGGAAAUUCAGAUUACCAGAAAGUCAUGGUCUUCCAGUCAUCAACAUAUGGCAAGGUUCUUGUUUUGGAUGGAGUUAUUCAGCUCACAGAAAGGGACGAAUGUGCCUACCAAGAAAUGAUCACUCAUCUUCCUCUUUGCUCUAUUUCUAACCCCAAAAAGGUUUUGGUUAUUGGUGGAGGUGAUGGAGGAGUCCUGCGAGAAGUAGCACGUCAUUCUUCAAUUGAAAAGAUAGACAUUUGUGAAAUUGACAAUAUGGUUGUUGAAGUUUCCAAACAAUUUUUCCCUGAAGUUGCAGUAGGGUUUAAUGAUCCACGUGUGACUCUUCGCAUUGGUGAUGGAGUUGCAUUUUUGAAGGCAGCUCCAGAAGGAACUUAUGAUGCAGUUAUAGUGGAUUCAUCUGAUCCUAUUGGUCCUGCUCAGGAGCUUUUCGAAAAGCCAUUUUUUCAGUCAGUGGCAAGGGCUCUUCGUCCAGGAGGAGUUAUGUGCACUCAGGCUGAAAGUAUAUGGCUUCAUAUGGAUAUAAUUGAGAACAUUGUGUCCAAUUGUCGUGAGAUUUUCAAAGGCUCUGUCAAUUAUGCUUGGACUACAGUUCCUACAUAUCCAAGUGGGAUGAUUGGUUUUAUGCUUUGCUCAACCGAGGGAGCUCUUGUUGAUUUCAAACAUCCAGUGAAUCCUAUGGAUGAAAACGAAUGUCAGAAGUCAGUAAGACCACUCAAAUUUUACAACUCUGAGAUUCAUACUGCAGCUUUCUGUUUGCCGUCAUUUGCGAAGAGGAAGAUUGGUUCCAAAGAAAACUGAGAAGAUUCUUAAGAGCUCAAAGUAGCUCAUGUGGCUGUGGAAGUCCAUCAUUCAUAUCUUUUUACUCGAUUGGUCUUCUACCAAGGAACCAUGGAAUAAGUCGGUGCCUAAAUUUGAUGUUGAGGAGUAACUGUUUAUUUCAGGAUAAUGACAAAGUUGAUGGAUUUAUUUAGCAAUAAUUUUCCUCAUAAACAUGACCGCCUAUGCUGAACUAUGAUUAGCUGGUAGAUAAAAAUUUUGUUCAAAGAAAUUGAUUGCUUUUUAUCUGUUUUAUCUUUUAAAAUUACACAUGCUUUGAGAUUGAGAUGCA
Molecule: messenger RNA, 1642 nt
Organism: Medicago truncatula (barrel medic)
Lineage: Eukaryota; Viridiplantae; Streptophyta; Magnoliopsida; Fabales; Fabaceae
Product: spermidine synthase 2
Exons: 9
Coding region: 304-1332 (342 amino acids)
Biological process (GO): spermidine biosynthetic process
Cellular component (GO): cytosol
Molecular function (GO): spermidine synthase activity
Source: RefSeq, a predicted model, not a curated record